AUGUCAGUCGAGUGCCGAAUCCGGCCCUUCGACCGGCCAACCAAGACUGGCAAGCCCGAAGACCGCCCGGACCUCCGCAAGCCUCCCGUCUUGUUCGUCAACCGCGCCAGUUUCGAGGCUCUCGAGCGCGCGUACGGUGCACCCGCCGCAGUAGUGCAUGUGCGCGUGGAAAGACUCCAGGAUGGCGAAGUCUCCGGAGGCAGCGGGGUCGCGACGCCGAACAGUGGUGAUGCUGCGGUAACUGCGACCACGCCGCUGGUUAGGCAGGCGACUGUGAUGCCGUCUGCGCAGGAUAUGAAGGGGGAUGUGGUGAAGAUGACGAGGGUGUUUAUGGAGGCAGUGGGGUUCCAUACGGGGGACUUGGUGAGGAUUACGGCGAAUAGGAGUGUGGCGACGGAGAAGGCGGCGGAGAGGGUAGUUGUGGAGGAUGUUACGGGGGAGCAGUGUGAAGGGGUGGAUUUGGGGUUGAGGGGGUGGGAGAGGACGCUUUGGGAGUUGGGGAUAAGAGAGUUUUUGAUAUUCGAGCUCAAGCUUGUCACGACUGCUCGUCAGUUCAGGGUCAUCUCGGUCAACUCACGGACAGAUAACCUCGCCCGAAUCGAGCUGGCUACGACCGUGGAGAUUUCCCACGCCGCCAUCACUACAGGCUCCGAUGCACAAAUAGCAGCGGGUAGCCGCGAGCUAGUCGUCUCAAACGUACCAGGCCUCGGGCGCCAGAUGAAACUCCUCAACGACUUCUUCGCAGACCUGCAGUCCUCCCUCCCCGCCCUAACGUCCCUCGACGCCCGCUGGCGAUCCUGCGCAAUCGCCAUCCAUGGCGGCCGUGGAACGGGCAAGACCUUUGUGCUAGACAAGAUCGCCAGCGCCUGCGAGGGCAAAUUCAAAGUCAUCCGCGCGCAAAAAGGAACCCCCCCGAGCGCCAUGAGCGGGAUUCUCGUGCAGGCCGAACUCGACCAGCCCAGCGUGGUGCUCAUUGACGACCUCGACGACAUCCUCGAGACGGCACAGAGGUCCGUGCCGCAGCUAGUGGGGAUAUUGACCUCAGGUUUGGACAAGUUCGCGAGCGACGCUGCUGAGGCGGGGCGCGCGUCUGUCGCCGUCGUGGCUACGUGUAAGGAUUACUUUUCGCUGCCGCACGAGCUGAGGAGGUUGAAGAGGUUCGUUAAGGGGAUUGCGCUGCCUAUCCCCGAUGUGCCGAGCAAGGUCGAGAUUCUCAAGUCUUUCAACGUGCCUCUUCCCGAGGACGCAAAGGAGGAAAUCCUCUUGGACGUGGCGAAGAGGACGUACGCUUUUAACCCCGAGGAUCUGGAGAGGUUGGCUUCCACGGCCGUCGACACUGCCGUGGGGCGGCUGAGGCGCGAGAUUAAGAGCGGGCUGAAGGAUGCGGAGACGCCUUUGUCCUGUACGAGGAAGGAUUUGGAGAGCGCUUUGGCGAGGACGACGCCGAGCUCGUUGCACGAUAUUAACCUGCGGCCGCCUACCGUUCACUGGAGGGAUAUCGGAGGGCAGCAGAAGGUCAAGAACGAGCUACAGAGAAUGAUACGAGAAGUCCUCGGCCAAUCCCCCCUCUGCCUCCAACCCCCCAAAGGCAUCCUCAUGUACGGGCCCCCCGGCUGCGCCAAAACCUACUGCGCCCAAGCCCUCGCCACCGAAUCCGGCUUCAACUUCUUCUCCGUCAAGGGCCCCGAGCUGCUCAACCAAUAUGUCGGCGAAACAGAACGCAACAUCCGGCGUCUCUUCCAGCGCGCCGCCGCGUCAGCCCCUGCCAUCAUCUUCUUCGACGAGCUCGACACGAUGGGCCUCACGCCGCGCCGCGGAGGAGGAUCUUCCAAAGGUAACGGCGGAGCGGGUGGUGUGGGUGUAGGUGUCCUGGGAGCCCUGUUGACGGAGCUGGACGGCUUCGAAAAGCUCGAGGACGUCGUCGUCUUGGCGGCCACGAAUAGUCCCGAGAGCAUCGAGCCGGCGCUUUUGAGAUCGGGACGGUUGGAUAGGUAUUUGUUCGUGGGUCCGCCGGACGUCAAGGAAAGGGAGGAGAUUUUUGGGAUUUAUGCUGCCAAGGUGCCCGUUGCUGAGGAUGUGGAUUUGGCGGAGUUGGCUGUCAUUACGGAUGGGUAUACUGGCGCGGAUAUUAGAGGCUUGGUUAACGAGGCGGGUCAUGUUGUGUUUACGGAGAGGGGAGGGGAGACGGAGGGCGCUGUUAUUGGGAUGGAGCAUUUGGUUAAGGCUAUUGGUUUGAGAGGGCCGUCUGUGACUCCGGAAGUUUUGAGGAGGUAUACGGAGUGGAGGCCGUCUCAUAACUUUAAGUCCUAG
Molecule: messenger RNA, 2310 nt
Organism: Scedosporium apiospermum
Lineage: Eukaryota; Fungi; Ascomycota; Sordariomycetes; Microascales; Microascaceae
Exons: 3
Coding region: 1-2310 (769 amino acids)
Cellular component (GO): cytoplasm
Molecular function (GO): ATP binding; ATP hydrolysis activity
Source: RefSeq, a predicted model, not a curated record